AUGGAUACCACUUGUCGGCCUGAUAUUGGCAACCUCCAAGAUUUAGUAUGGGACCCUCGAAUUCGUGGAUCCGACAGGUUUCAUCUCAUGCCCAUUCUAACUCCUGCUUUUCCUGAACAAAAUUCCACAUUCAAUGUCACGAAUUCAACGAGGAGCAUAAUGAUUAGCGAAAUGAAAGAAGGACUUGAAAUAAUGAAGGACAUUUACGAAGGUCGAGCAGAAUGGUCAAAACUAUUCGAGGAAGUGAAUUUCUUCACAAGAUAUAAGCACUUCAUUUCUCUGACUUGUGCAGCAAGAACAGAAGAGGAUCACUUGAUCUUUUGCGGUUUCGUGGAAUCAAAAAUCCGACAUUUAAUUGGUGCCCUUGAAAGGAAUCAAAAGGCAUUUCAUUUAGCUCAUAUUAAUCCUCGGCAGUACAAGCCACUACCUACUGCUGUUCCUUCAUUCGGUCCUGGAUAUGAGUAA
Ostertagia ostertagi is the source of this 465-nucleotide messenger RNA. NCBI's taxonomy places the organism in Eukaryota, Metazoa, Nematoda, Chromadorea, Rhabditida, Trichostrongylidae. The record is from the annotation of a GenBank genome assembly.